Limulus polyphemus (Atlantic horseshoe crab) is the source of this 3239-nucleotide messenger RNA. Its product is annotated as eukaryotic translation initiation factor 2-alpha kinase 1-like. The coding region runs from base 191 to 2209 and encodes 672 amino acids. The record is from RefSeq and is a predicted model, not a curated record. NCBI's taxonomy places the organism in Eukaryota, Metazoa, Arthropoda, Merostomata, Xiphosura, Limulidae. The transcript has 17 exons. Gene Ontology annotation, molecular function: ATP binding; protein kinase activity. Gene Ontology annotation, biological process: protein phosphorylation.
CGUAAUGUGUGCGAGUUUAAAUAUAAUAAACUUGCACUGGAAGUUGGAUGUACAUCCGUGCUAAAUUUAAGUAAAGAGAGAGAGCAGUUGUAAACAUAUUGUGAAUGUUGUUCUUUGGAGACCAAUUCUUUGUUAGGUUGAACAAAGCUGAAGAAUCAAUUUAAACUUUGUAAAUGUAUGAUAAAGCAUCAUGGCUAAUGGAAGAAAUCCUCAGACGGUCACUUUGUUUGAUGAGUCUGCUAAUGAGGAUCAGGCGGUGAAUCAAGUAUCUGUACUAAACAACAGCAUACCUCUCCAAUUGUUGGUGGAGUGUCUAUUAGAAAUCCUCUGUCAACUCCAAGAAAAGGAUCCCAUGAAAAGAAACUUGAUUUAUAAUGCUCUAUGCCAGAAAUUGAUUAGUCUCAAGCUACUGAACUACAUUUAUCCAACAAAACAAUUGGAAUGGUUAAAAGGCCAUGUCUGUAAGAUCAUCUUGGAGUUGUUUGAAGAGAAAAGGAAUAGUCUUAGCUUUAUUAAGAAUGGAAAUAUGAAGAACUUUAAUAACACCCUGGAGCUUGUACCCUCAAGCUCAAGGUCCCCCUUGUUGAGCACAACAAAUCUAAGCCUUAGUAGAUAUGAAAAUGAAUUUCAAGAAAUUGGAAAAGUGGCAGAAGGAGGUUUUGGUGUAGUUUGUAAGGCCCGAUCUCGCUUAGAUGGCCAUGAAUAUGCUAUAAAGAAAAUAACAUUUAAGAAUUGCAGACUGUCAGAAAAGGUUCAGAGAGAAGUGAAGUUGUUUGCAAAACUGUCACAUCAUAAUGUUGUCUGCUAUAAAAAUUCUUGGAUUGAAACACACCUUGUGUUUGAUCUGCCAUGUUCUGAGCAUACUUCAAAUGAAAAUGUCUUGGAUGUGGAAUCAACUAGUGGAAGCAGCAAUGGGUGUUCUGAAGAUUCUUCAAUAACAUUUCCAAGUGAUACAUUCUUCCAAGAAAAGCUUGGUUAUAACAAGGAAGAACAUGUGGAACAGGUUGUUCAGCAUCACAUGAGUGGUGGUGUACAUCAGACAAAAGCAAUACAAAAAUACACCUCCCUUACUGUUAAAAGUGAUUUCAAGCCCACAGUACUUAGCAGUUCACCUGUGAAGCUAAAAGCAGUAACAGAAAAAUCUGAGAGUUCAUGCACAUCUCAUCAGAGUCGUAGUAUUAACGAAAACUGUAUGACAGAUAAUAGCAGUGAAGGUUUAAGUGAAGCUUGUGAUACAGAUGCAGAGGACUCCCAACUUUGCAGAAAGCACAUUCAAAGAAUUAAGUCCAAAAGUUAUUCAGGAUUUGAGAAAGUAGUAAUGAAUGAUUGUUUAAAUCCAGUAUCAAAAAGGUUGUCUACACUAGAAUUACAGCACUAUGAAUUAAAAAAUGAUUUUUUAAACAUUUUGAAGACCUUGAAGUUGCAAUCCAUUAUGUACAUACAGAUGGAACUAUGUGGAGAGAGCCUUAAGGAUUGGUUGAACAAGAGAAAUGAAUUUGAACCCCGAACAGGAUCAGAAGUAUUUCAAAAGGUAGACGAAGAUACAGUUUUGAAAAUUUUCCAGCAGAUAUUGAAAGGCAUAGCUUAUAUUCAUUCCAAAGGCCUUAUUCAUAGAGAUUUAAAGCCCCAAAAUAUAUUGUUUGAAAUUGGAAACAACUCCAGAGUUAAAAUAGGAGACUUUGGAUUAGCCACCAUGGCUUCAGCUGACCAUGACAGUUUUGACCAUCAUUUUCAGGGGGAUUUUGAUAACUAUUCCAGUCACACAAAGGGUGUAGGGACAAGUCUGUACUCUGCACCUGAACAACAGAAAGGGUCAGGCUAUAACUUUAAGGCAGAUAUGUUUAGUUCAGGAGCAAUCUUUUUGGAGCUUUUACACCCUUUUGGUACAGAAAUGGAAAGAAUAAGAUGUCUGAAAGCACUUCAAACUGAAAUGCUUCCGAAGGUAGUAGAAGAGAAGUGGCCAGAAUUGACACAAGUUCUAAAAAGAUUGAUUUUAACAAACCCAAGUGAAAGACCUACAGCUGUAGAAGCACUUAAUUCUAUGUGUAUUAACAAGAAUGAGGUCAUCAAAGAGUUACAAAAGGUAAAUAAUGAGCAGUUACGUACCAUUGAAGAAAAAGAAAAGACAAUAAUGAAACUGUAUGAUGAGCUAGAAAAGAAAAAUCAAGAACUGAGCCUGCUACGUAAUCAGGAGCAACUUUCAAGUUAACAAGAAGAGUAAAAUACAACUUGGGAGCAGCAUUGUUAAUUGGAAUUUAAAUGUCGAGAAUGUUCAGUGUUCAAGAAAUGCUAUUAUGGUACAAUGAUGUGAAGUUAUGCCAUCGUUUUAGGAAUAAAUCAGAUAGCAGUUGCUCUACAGAUGGGUUGACAUUUCAACUUGUUACAGCCUUUUAGGAGAAAUUUUACAUGGUGAUAAGAUUUCUCAAGUUUCUUGGCAAUGAGAGCCAGAAUCUUCUCAGCUCAAGAUGUGUAUAUACAUGUGAUGACUUUUCUGAUAUUGAUCUAGUCUGAUGUUGGUUAAAAAUAUAUUUUACAUUAACACCCUUUUUAUAACUGAAUUGUGAGGUUCAUUUUCAUUGUGCCAAGUUUACUAGUGAUGCUAGGAGGAAAGAUUGUAACGUAUUUAUUCUAUUAUUUUUAUCCCCCCUUUGAAAUAUAAUGUAGUAGUUUUUAACAAUUUCUCUCAACCAAAUAGAUUUGAGCUGCUUCUUGUGGAAUCUGGAAUUAGAACAAUAGUUACAUCUUAAUUGAAUAUUUAUUCAUCUGUAAAUAUUAUUUACUACUUGAAUUUUUUUUUAAUACAUAAUAAUCAAUUAGUAUACAUUAGACUAAAUAAAGGAUGUCUGUUUAAAUGCAAGCAGUUAAAGAACCUUAAACAUCACGUUGAAAUACUUAAUUUGUAGCUUGGAUUGCUAAUAUAAAGUAAUGGCAAUGUCAGAUUUUUUUUUCAGAAUUCACUUAUUUGGAAUCAUUAGUUGCUUUCUUUAUUAAAGUAGCAAAUAUUUCUGUAGUGUUUUUGCAUGUAUAUAUAUAAAUCUAAGCUCUUAGGACAUCAGUUCAUAAGUCAGUGUUGUGAUACAAAUGUUUUUCCAUAUACAAAGUAAAUGAAACCUAUAGUACUUAUUUCCUUACUAAAAGCUCUUUCUUUAGCAAAAAUAAAAAAACAUGACGAUUGUUAAAUAAAACGUGUAUAAAAUCCAGUGCAUUGUGAAUAAAGUAAUUUAUUACUGCUUUGUGGC